AUGCCUUCUCAAGGCCUCUUACUCGCUUCUUUAGCCUUGGCAUUAGCCCCCGCGUUGGCGGUAUCAUCAGGGACUACUACAAGCUGUGCGAAUACUGCGGUGAAUGUUAUGACCAAUGGUGGAUUUGAGCUUGGUUCAACUAGUACGUGGGAGGCCAUCGCAUUCGGAUCAGGCAGUGGUGUCGUGGAGGAUGCGACCUUCGCAGCCGAAGGCUCAUACUACCUUAAGAUAGUAGCCGAAGACGGGGAUGGGUACACUGCAUACGGGAUCGAGAAUUUCAUCUACGAUGUGACGAAAGGCGACCAGUAUACUAUUUCAUUCGACUACAAGUUCACCCUAAAUGAUGGCGAAUCUUGUACAUUGAAUGCCGAUUAUAUCUCAAAUGGCGAGAUUUCUUAUCUCUUGAGACUUGAUUCAAUUACCAGCGAUGUUGGUGAAUGGACUACAGUAUCGCAAACCAUUACUCUACCAGGUACCUAUUUGAUUCUUCAAAUUUCUGGAGCCUGCGAUAGUGGCUAUCCAGACUUUUACCUUGACGCCGUUUCUGUGACAUAUGAGGAAGAUCUUUGCACGACAUCGACUGUCGCAGUGCCUAUUUCAACUCCAGCUGUGGUCAGCUCAAGCUCAUCCGUUGCUAUACACACAUCGACCCCUGCUGUGUUCAGCUCAAGCUCAUCUGCUGCUGUACACACGUCGACUCCUGCUGUGAUCAGCUCAAGCUCAUCUGCCGCUGUGCACGUAUCAACUCCUGCUGUGGUUAGUUCGAGCUCAUCUGCCUCCGUGCACGCGUCCACUCCUCUCGCUCUCAGCUUGAGCUCAUCUGCCGCUGUACACACGUCGACUCCUGCUAUGAUCAGUUCAAGCUCAUCUGCUGCCGUGCACGUAUCGACUCCUGCUGUGGUCAUCUCAAGCUCAUCUGCCGCUGUACGCACGUCAACCCCUCUUGUGGUCAGCUCAAGCUCAUCUGCCGCCGUACACACAUCGACUCCUCUCAUUGCCAGCUCGAGCUCAUCUGCUGCUGUAAUUGCCCCGACUACAUCGGCCUCGCAACGCACGACUUAUCUGACUACCGAAACCGUCGUUGUCUCCACCACAAUCUGCCCUGUUACCGCUGGCGAGUCUGCCGCUACUGCUACUGCCCAGAUUGGAACUGGCCCUGACUCUGGUGACCAAAUCACUACAGAGACAAUUUUCACUACUCGCGUUUCUACUGUUCUCGAGUGCCCAUCAACUGUCACUGAUUGCCCGUUGACUCAGAAGACAGCUCACACUACUACCGAAACUCUCGUCGCUGGAACCACGGUCUAUCCUGUCACCAUUACCGGACACCCAAUCAUAUUUGCAAGUGCAACCCCAGCUGGGGCUAGUCAGACUGGCUCCCUCACUACGGAGACAAUCUAUGCCACUAGCGUGUCAACCAUCUAUGAGUGCCCUUCCUCAGUCACUGACUGCCCACUGAGAUCCAAGACUGCCCAUGCUACCACUACGACCGUAGCCAUUGGAACUACGGUGUACCCAGCUGGGGCCAAUGCUGCCAGCGCUGAGAGUACCGUUACUAGCCAGGCUGGCUCCCUCACCACGGAGACAAUUUACGCCACAAGCGUGUCAACCAUCUAUGAGUGCCCAUCCUCAGUUACUGACUGCCCACUGAGAUCCAAGACAGCCCAUGCUACCACUACGACUUUAGCCAUUGGCACUACGGUGUAUCCGGUUGGGGGAUCUGUUAUUGCCAGCUCUACUGCCCAGGAAUAUUCUGGCUCAGUCCCAACCUCAAGUGCUGCCCACGGCUCUUCCAUUGGAGAUUCGGAAUCUUCUUCCAGCAGCUCUAUCCCCGCGUCCGGGUCGACUUUGACAAAUUCCGGAGCUAAAUCCGAUUCUGCCACGAAUGGUCAAGACACAAUCCAAUCGGGCUUGACCUCUGUGUCAGGCUCUAGCUCGACCUCCAGCUCAUCUUCUGGCUCUGGUUCAGACUCUGGUUCAGGAAAAAUUUCUCUCUCGGGUACAGCUUCUGAAGGAUCUAUCGAUACAGGUGUUGAAACCGUCAAAUCGGGCACCUCUGUUGAAAUUGUAUCCACUUCUAUCACCACUAAAGCUAUCGGCUUCAACACAAUGUCUUCUGCUUCAUCCAUGUCACCGGCUCCUUCUGCUCUAUUCAAAACGAGCCCCAAGAUCGCUACCAUCGCCAGUGCUACUUACGCCUCUGUUUCCUCGUCAGUCGUCGGUAGUAGCUUUACCCCAGCAUCUUCGACUCUGAGCUCCAGCGGUGCUAUUUAUACUGGUGCCUCGGUCUCCCAGAUGAGCAUUCUGUCUGGAGGUCUAAGCCUUAUGUGUGGACUUGUCGCAGUCUUGCAAUUUGCUCUCUGA
Penicillium odoratum is the source of this 2364-nucleotide messenger RNA. RefSeq lists its product as uncharacterized. Gene Ontology annotation, molecular function: hydrolase activity, acting on glycosyl bonds. NCBI's taxonomy places the organism in Eukaryota, Fungi, Ascomycota, Eurotiomycetes, Eurotiales, Aspergillaceae. The record is from RefSeq and is a predicted model, not a curated record. Bases 1 to 2364 code for a protein of 787 amino acids. The transcript has 3 exons.